UGUAUCGCUGGCCAUUUUCACAAUAUGCUAAACAAGCAAUUAUUUUCUUUGCUUCUCAUUUGCAUCGCGGUGGCUACAACACCAUCUAUAGCUGCUGAGGAUGCAAUAACUGUGGUGACGUGCAGCACUGUGUAUAGUAGACUCGAACCAUGUCUUGGAUACGUAUUAGGUGGUGGAUUAAGCGUGCCAUCGGAAUGUUGCAACGGAAUUAAAUCUCUCCACAGAGCUGCACGUACCACAGCUGACCGCCAACGCUUUUGCAGAUGCCUUAAGAAUGUUCGUUCAAAUGCUACGAAUACACGAAUCAGCCGUGCUUCUCAACUCACUGGAAUAUGCAAGGUCAAUGCUUUGUUCAAGAUUAGGCCUGAUUUUGAUUGCUCUAAGGUCAAAUAACAAACUUUUUUAAAAAUAAGUUUUUACUUCGUAAUGAGAUUGAAUAUUUUUGUUUUUAUGUUAAUUCCAAGAAGCUAUUGAUGUGUGUGAGUAUAUAUAAUCUCACAUAGUUUGAGUUUUUUUUUUUAAGCGUUGUUACGUUUAAAUAAAACAAGUAAGUACUCAAGAUAUAUUAGUCCGAA
This is a messenger RNA of Solanum lycopersicum (tomato), 575 nucleotides long. RefSeq names its product non-specific lipid-transfer protein 1-like. Lineage: Eukaryota; Viridiplantae; Streptophyta; Magnoliopsida; Solanales; Solanaceae. Gene Ontology annotation, molecular function: lipid binding. Gene Ontology annotation, biological process: lipid transport. Gene Ontology annotation, cellular component: membrane. The record is from RefSeq and is a predicted model, not a curated record.